This is a messenger RNA of Pygocentrus nattereri (red-bellied piranha), 4200 nucleotides long. It is a transcript of the gene sall1b, whose product is annotated as spalt-like transcription factor 1b. The transcript has 3 exons. Lineage: Eukaryota; Metazoa; Chordata; Actinopteri; Characiformes; Serrasalmidae. Gene Ontology annotation, biological process: regulation of transcription by RNA polymerase II. The record is from RefSeq and is a predicted model, not a curated record. Gene Ontology annotation, cellular component: nucleus. Gene Ontology annotation, molecular function: DNA-binding transcription factor activity, RNA polymerase II-specific; RNA polymerase II cis-regulatory region sequence-specific DNA binding. The coding region runs from base 311 to 4099 and encodes 1262 amino acids.
UUAGAAGGCGCAUCUCUCUCAGCUUUGGGAAUGUAUGGGAAGUGUUUUGAUGAGCCUACACGAGCCUUUCGACUCGUUAGCGGAGAGCAGCAGAAAGCCACAGGAAGCGUGUUCGACUCAGUUUUAUGCGGCGCUCGAAAGAGUAUUUAGUGAACGCAGAUCUCUGAGCAGGCUAAACUACUUUUCUACUGAGCUGAUGCUGUACAGCAAGUAGUGAAGAAAGUGUUAGCAGACGUUUGAACGAGUCACUUUAGCCGAGGAGUUUGGAAAAAAGUGAUAAAUCCUCUCCGUUCGCUGAUGUAGGACCAGCAUGUCUCGGAGGAAACAGGCGAACCCUCAGUGUGUCCACCUGGACUCGCAUCUCGCUGCUUCUGAACAUUUAGACUACCACAUAAAAAAUAUCAGCUCUCCGCCAUCCGAUGUCCAUGUCUGUGAAAGUUGCUGCGCUGAGUUCUUUACCCUGCCCGAUCUCCAAGAGCAUCAGAUGGGCUGCUUUAAGAACCCAUUAGUUCUGAUAGUGAGUGAAAAUGGAAGUCCAGCCUCUCCCUCUCCAUCUUUCACAUUUAGCUCACCUCCUCACAAUGUAGAAGAGCAGAUGAAUGACAGCAUCAGUAAUGAAGAUACAGAAGGACUACAUGACUUUUCAAAAGACAAAACACUAGAAGAAAACACGGAAUCAGCUCUCAUGUCUGUGGGCAGCAGCUCUCACAGUGCAAGCCACUCCCAGUCAGAUAGUGAAAUUGGCAUAGUAGAUGGAAGCACAAGCUCUGCCUCAAUGUACUCAUCAGGUUUGCCUCAAGCAGAUUCUCCUCCUGAAGUGGGUACAAUAUCAUCCACUAGCAGUAAUGUCUUCAUUGAGAAUUUGGAGAGCACAAAAGUGGCUGUAGCUCAGUUCUCUCAGGAGCUGUGUUUCAAUGCAGAAGUUAGCAGCAGCAGUCUUUCUGACUGCAACAUAGUCGUACCUGGUCUAAUCGAGCAACUUCUGGCUCUUCAGCAACAGCAGGUGGAGCAGCUGAAACUCAUUGAGCAAAUUCGACAUCAGAUAUUAUUGUUAGCAGCCCAGAAUACAGAUACAUCUGCACCUUCCUCCAGCAACUGUCAAGGUACAUCAGGGAUUUCGCAGACCAACCCGCUAAUAACACUCAGCUCCCAUCUCUCCCAGCAGCUAGCAGUAGCUGCAGGGUUAGCACAAAGCCUCGUGAGUCAGUCUGCCAGCAUUAGCAAUGUUAAACAACUUAAGCAUGCAGUCUUAUUUAGCGGCUAUGAUAGCGCUGCAAUGUUGAGGGGCAGUGACAUUUCUCAAAUUACAGAUAUGGAUGGAAGCAAACAUUUGAUACCAAGACUUGGCACUUAUCUGUCUAAAAACCAGUCUAUUUGUGAUGGUACCCUCUAUAGGCAGCAGAGUGGCACAAGUCAUCCACCUUCCCCUGCCUUAGCAACCGAUACUGCAUCAAAUCCAGCAAAUAAGCUCAGCCUACCUCAUGUUCCUGCUAGAAAUCAAAUCUUCGCUAAUACAAUACCAAGCAUUGGAACAAUUGUAGAAGACUUGAACGCCUUGACUGCUUUAGCUCAGCAACGGAAAGGCAAACUGCCCAAUAUGACUUCAUUUGAACACAAGAAGUCUUUUGAUGAAGGUUUGUUUAAGCACAAAUGCAGAUUUUGUGCCAAAAUAUUUGGAAGUGACAGUGCUUUACAGAUACACCUGCGAUCCCACACAGGCGAGAGACCAUACAAAUGUAACAUAUGCGGGAAUCGGUUUUCAACCCGCGGAAAUCUCAAAGUUCACUUCCAACGUCAUAAAGAGAAAUAUCCUAAUGUACAAAUGAAUCCUUUCCCAGUUCCAGAGCACUUAGAUAGUGUUCCAACAAGUACAGGCAUUCCAUAUGGUAUGUCUAUGCCGCCAGAUAAACCUGCCUCCAACUGGUUAGACAGCAAACCAUCUGUGACCAACUUACCUGCAUUGUUGUUCACCGGAUCUUUGCCAAGUCUUCCAAGCAUAAUUAAAAGAGAGGAGCAAGUGGUAUCAAUUACCAGGGCUCCUAGCCCUGUCAUUAGUGAUUCAAAUGGGUUUGAGACAUUUGAAAGAAGAAAUAACAAAGAGGAAUUCAGCAGUGACCUUUUUUCAACUUUAAAUGGAAAAUAUGAAGAGGUUAAAAAAUCCCUGAGCUUUGCAACAUGUAUGAACUCCUUAGGAGAUGGUUCAGGCGACCAUACCUUCAUUGACAAUGCCUCUAUGCAAACAAAUUCAGUGGCCCCACUACUGUCUGAGAAUUUCAAAUCAAAAUUUCCAUAUGGAGGUCUCCCUGAUUCUAUGGAAGCCUCAGAAACCACCAAGCUGCAGCAACUGGUAGAGAACAUAGACAAGAAGUGCACAGACCCCAAUGAAUGCAUCAUCUGUCACCGGGUACUCAGUUGCCAGAGUGCUCUUAAAAUGCACUACCGCACACAUACAGGUGAGAGGCCGUUCAAGUGCCGAAUAUGUGGACGAGCUUUCACUACCAAAGGAAACCUCAAAACACACUAUAGCAUCCAUCGUGCCAUACCUCCCCUGAGGGUACAGCACUCAUGCCCUAUAUGCCAAGAGAAGUUCACUAAUGCCAUGGUUUUACAACAGCACAUCCGCAUGCACAUGGUUGGAGAACUCCCCAAUAUUAUCUCCCCAGAAGAGUCCAUGGAACAUGAUACAUGCCCAGUAGAAAUAAAAAACCAGGAUGAUCAAGAGAACAUGUUUGAUGAAAACAUGGAUGUAACUGAAGGUGCAUCAGACUCUAAAGACACAUCUCCUCUGGACAGCCUGUGUUCAUCUCCUACUUCAUCACAGCCCACAAAGACAGCUGGGUCAGAGAGCCAGGUACUCAUUUCACAAGAGAAUGAUGUAUUAAAUGGUAGCUUAGUAUCUCCAAGUGAUGACCAUAUGAGCCAAAGACCUAGAAGCCCUGCUUUGUCUGAAGCUACAUCUUCCUGGGACUCUGAGAGCUCUGCAUUGGAUACUUACAGAUCGCUUACAUCUGAGACAAACCAAAAAGUGUCCUCUCUAGAGACUGGCCUCUUACAGCCAGACUAUACACUUGAUUCAACACCUGCUGAUAUCUUAAAGGAUGGAAUGACCAUGAUCUUCCAUGAACAUGGAACCCCUAAGAGCAAUGCAUGUGAUAUCUGCAAAAAGAACUUUGCCUGUCAGAGUGCCUUGGACAUCCACUAUCGCAGCCAUACCAAAGAGCGACCAUUCAUAUGCACUGCAUGUAACAGAGGAUUUUCUACCAAAGGUAACCUAAAGCAGCACAUGCUCACACAUCAGAUGCGGGACGUACCUUCACGGUUAUUUGAGGCAGCGAGCCAGAAUCUUAUUUCUCCACCAAACCCACCCCAUCCUUCUAUAGGCCACUUAAUUUCUUCAAAAAUAAAGCUGGAAGUUAGCAGCAUCUUGAAUAAAGAUGGCAAAGAUUCAGGAUUUGGCAUGGCAGUCUCCACUCCCUCACUGCCAGUUCUUUCAGCACCACUGCCUCCAACACGGCGAACCCCCAAACAGCAUUUCUGCCACACUUGUGGGAAGACUUUCUCUUCUUCUAGUGCUUUGCAGAUUCAUGAGAGGACCCACACUGGAGAGAAACCUUUUGCCUGCACCAUUUGUGGACGUGCAUUCACCACCAAAGGAAAUCUAAAGGUUCAUAUGGGAACCCAUAUGUGGAAUAGUUCUCCAGCCCGACGAGGUCGCCGGCUCUCUGUAGAUGGUCCUUUAACAUUCCUUAAAUCCAAUUCUGUGAAAGUUCCAGAGACAAUCCCAAAAGCUGCCAUAGCCAGGGUCAGCAGUGGGGAGUCCAUCAGCCUCUGGAGCCAGUAUGCCACAGCAGCUCUCACUAAUGGCUUAGCAAUGAAAACCAAUGAAAUCUCUGUGAUUCAGAAUGGAGGCACACCACACCUGUCAGUUUCUGUUGGCCAUGGAGGAAACUCACCUAUUGGUGGACUGACAGGAAGUCUGGAGAAACUACACAAUGUAGAAACAAAAAGAGCUCUCCCUUGGCUUGAGAGCCUUGGUGAGAAUGGGACGUUGGGAAGUUUUCACCUUACACAGUUGAUUGAAGACAGUAAAACCGAUUAAUAUUUUAUACUUCUCUUUAGUGAGGAGAAAAAAACCUGGUGAUCCCAUUAGAAUAUAUUUUGUUAUUUUCAUAAAAAUCUAUCAUAUUUAAAAAUGAUCAA